Punica granatum (pomegranate) is the source of this 1794-nucleotide messenger RNA. Lineage: Eukaryota; Viridiplantae; Streptophyta; Magnoliopsida; Myrtales; Lythraceae. The record is from RefSeq and is a predicted model, not a curated record.
AGGCAUGGAAUUCUAGGAUUCCGCGAGAAGCAUACCUGUGAUGAGAUGAGACCUGCAUUUCACUCUUAACAAUCAUAUGAAGCAUAAUCUUUUUCUUUUUCCUUUCACUUUCCUUCUUUCUUCUUAUUUAAGAUCAAGAAAAUUGCCAUUGCCGAGAAUCGAACCUAGAAGCUCUUAAUCUCGGACAAGCGUAUUUUCGUAUUUAAGGAGCAGAGCGUGAGCAAGAGGAGGAUCUGUCAACUCACAGUCAUGGCACCAGGAGAACACCAUGCAGUUGAUGUUGAGCGGCUUGUCUCUUUAAUGGAGACAACCUUGUCAUCCCAGAGCUUCUCCAUGUGUCCAGACAGCUGCAUCUUUCCCACCCCAAACAUCCUCCUGAGACACAGCAGGAAAGCAUACACCCCAACCGCCUUCUCGAUCGGUCCCCUUCACCAUCGGAAGGCCUACCUGAAGCGGACCGAGAAGAUCAAGCAUAAGUACCUCCAGAACCUCGUGUCCCGGACUGGUGUUGCACUGAAGGACCUGAUUGGCACGGUCGCAAAGAUCGAGGCAGAUGCCCGUAAGCACUAUGCAGAAUAUAUUGACUUUCGUCCCGAGGAGCUUGUGAAGAUCCUGGUCCUGGACGGCUGUUUCCUCAUCGAGUUUUUCCGGAAGUACCGCAUGAAAGACAACUUGGGCCCGGAGGACGAUGAUCCCGUGUUCACAAUGUCCUGUAUGUUCCAGCACUUGUCUCACGACCUGAUACUCCUCGAGAACCAAAUCCCCUGGAUCGUCCUCGAUCACCUGUUCAACCUGACGAGAGACCCACAAAAUCGACAGGGAACCUCCAAUGCAUGUAGCUCUAUCAAUAGGACUUCGUCUGAUGACACCUCCCUCGUGGGUCUUGUCCUCGAGUUCUUCCACCACAUUCUACCUGGUGGUGAUUCGAAGAAGUUGCAGGUCAAGACUGGCCAACCGAAGAGUAGGCAUAUUCUCGAGCUGCUAAGGGACCUGUUGAUCUCGGAUUCAAUAACUACUGGGCAGGGGAAUUGUGAAAACUCAUGGCCUCCCAUCCCCUCGGCCACGGAGCUCGAGACCGCAGGGGUUACUCUGAGAAAGAGCAGUUCGCUUGGAUUGGACAUUUCCUUCAAGAACGGGGUCCUUGAGGUCUCACAGAUAACUAUCCAAGAGGUGACAGAAGCGCUGUUCCGGAACAUCAUAAGCUUCGAGCAGUGCUCCCAGAAAUGUCUUCCGGUCUUCACUUCCUACGCCAUACUCUUGGACAACCUCAUUAAUACUCCGGAAGAUGUGGACCGGCUCUCCAAGAAAGGGAUCGUUGACAACUGGUUGAACCCAGAGGAUGCAACCAAGUUCUUCAACAAGCUGUACCAUGACGCUUAUGUCAAGGAAUUCUACUACCCGAAACUCUGCUCUGACGUGAAGAGAUACUACCGGAAGAGCUGGCCCUCCUGGAGGGCAUCGCUCGUGCGGAAUUACUUCAGUACUCCUUGGGUGGUCGCAUCCACCUUCGCCGCGAUCUUCUUGCUGGUGCUAACCUUCCUGCAGACCUUGUACAGCGUGAAAGGAGAUCCACCUAAAGGUCCAAAGUAGUUAACUUCGCGUGAUAAGAUUGGUCACUUGUUACUUCUUUUCUUUAUAGAUUGUCUGUGGCAUUACGGCGUGAUCCCUGUACGGCAUUGUAACAUGAUCUGUGAAGUCGGUCCUUGUCGGGAUUUGUACCUCGUUGCAGAAUGGGCUCGGUAAAACUGCAUCUAUCUUAAUAAUGAUCUCGUGUGUAUUAGACGAUGGUGUAAA